Molecule: messenger RNA, 3341 nt
Organism: Xenopus laevis (African clawed frog)
Lineage: Eukaryota; Metazoa; Chordata; Amphibia; Anura; Pipidae
Gene: scyl3.S
Product: SCY1 like pseudokinase 3 S homeolog
Exons: 12
Coding region: 358-2520 (720 amino acids)
Molecular function (GO): ATP binding
Source: RefSeq, a predicted model, not a curated record
CUUUCCGGCACUAGCAUUUACCUUCUGCUUGUGGCAGCCAUGUGAUGUUUCCUUGGUUUCAGCCAAUCAUAAUGUCCUGCAUCUCGUGUUAGUGGCUGUCUGCUUGUGGGAUGGAUUGUAAACCUUUCCAGAUUAUGAGCUGUCACUAGAGCCUGGGUGGCUGCUAAGGAACGUGUCCCUGAGGGAUUUCUAGACCUAGUUGCUCCCGGAGCUGCGAUAUGAUGUGUUAGGCUGCGCUACUGUACAGACGUGGGUGCUGGCCUGCUACAGGCAUUAGCUGAGCAUAGGGAGGUAAAUAAUAUAGUCGCACCGCUGGCAGGCUACAGGGCACGCGUCCCUUCAUACAGCGGCAGUAUUAUGGGCUCAGAGAAAAGCUCCCUGCGAGGAUUCACUCUCCAAGAUCCUCCCUGGACUCAACCAUCCGGCCUUACAAUAUUCCCUGCACUACUAGCGGAGGGUCGUCCUGCUUCCGUGUUUGUCUAUCAGCCGGAACAUCAGCAUAAAGUGGAUAAAGCUGCCAAGCACUUGAAAACACUGCGUCACCCGUGUCUGCUGCGCUUCUUGUCUUGUGCAGUGGAGGAGGAUGGCAUCUACUUAAUUACAGAACGGGUGCAACCCCUGGAGAUGCUUCUCGAAAAGUUGUCAACGGAUGAAAUCUGUGCUGGCAUCUAUGAUAUUCUGCAGGCUCUGGUUUUCUUACAUGACCGGGGGAAAGUGUCCCACAACAAUGUCUGUCCAUCCUCUGUGUUUGUGAGUGAAGAUGGGCACUGGAAGCUUGGCGGUAUGGAAAUGGUCUGUAAUCUGUCAGAAGUGUCUCCUGAGUCAGCAGAAUUUGGGAUUAUUCCAAUGGCCCUCAGCCAUGCCCGUGAUGCGUUCUCAUUUGGCCGACUGAUUGAAAGCCUUCUGGCCCAUGUAAACGAUCAGAGUGAACCACUUUCCAGCUUCAAUUCAACCGUGAUUAACUCUCUCCUGAACCCAGAAGCAGAACUUCGACCUGCACUGUCCACUUUAUUAUCCCAUGAUUUCUUUAGGAAUGAUUUUUUAGAAGUUGUAAACUUUUUGGAAAGCUUAACUGUGAAAACAGAAGAGGAGAAGAAUGAAUUUUUCAAAUUUCUUUUAGAUAGAGUGUCAUCUUUGUCAGAGGAACUUAUCUCUUCACGGCUGGUUCCACUCUUACUGAAUCAGCUGGUGUUUGCAGAGCCAGUGGCAGUAAAAAGCUUCCUACCCCAUCUUCUCAGGCCAAAAAGAGGUAUUAUGGGGAGAACCAAAGAAGAUUGCCUUCUGUCCCCAGCCCUCUUUCAGAGUUGGGUCAUCCCUGAGUUGAUAAAGAUGUUCGAAGUUCAUGAAGAACAUGUGCGGGUGGUUUUGCUGAGCCACAUAGAUGCCUAUGGGGAGCUUUUUAGUUUGAAGGAACUAAAAGAUAUAAUUCUUCCCCAGGUUCUUCUGGGCUUGAGAGACACCAGUGAUAUUCUGGUGGCAGUCACUCUUCGUGGCCUGGCUGCCUUAGUCUGUCUGCUUGGGCCCGAGCCGGUUGUAGGAGGUGGAAGGGUAAAGAUCUUCAAAAGUACAACACCAGGAUUUACAAAAAACGCAGACAUCACUCCAGAAGGUUCCCCAGUGCAUUCCAUCUAUAAACAGCAGAUGUUGCUGAAUCAGGAGAAUGUACUUGCUAAAGGCAAUCUGUCGGGGAUCAAGCAAGCCAAUCCAAGCACUCUCCUCCACCAGCAACGCAGUAACUCUUCCACCACAUUCACAAAUGUGGACAGUCGUUCAUCCCUGACUGCAUCCGUGAAUGGAAUCACUGGCCCCAAAAAGCCAAACGUAACUAACCAUAAUUAUAUUAACGAGCCACCAGAGGACUGGGUGGGCUGGAGUGAACCACAGCCGGUAAUGAGCAAAGAGCAGACUGUGAAUGUGAAGGUGCAGCGAGAAGAAUCUGUGAAUCAUGUGAUCCAGGACAGUGAACCAUGGGAUGACUUUGGCUCAUCUGAUGAACUUUCAGAACCAGCCUCUUCUAGUGGUCCAGUCUCUGCCCACCUGGAAGAUGGGGAAAUCGGCUUUAGUCCUUCUUAUUUAACUUCUGCUCUUAGUUUGGACAGUAAUUCAGCUGGUUCUCUUACCGACGCUUCAAAGCAGACUAAAGGAACAAGCCCACCUGUAUUAACUUAUUCUAAAGCUCCUCAAGCCAUAGAAAAGAAAUCAGUUUCGGGGUUUGGUCUGGGAGAUGAAUUUACAAUAAGAGUGAAAAGCACAAGCAGAGACCCCGAACUCGACUUAUUUGCCGACAUGACGCCCGAUAUCAAAGUGUCCUCACCUGCGUUUAACUUCACUACUGUUGGAACAAACACAAUCCUUGCACAUUAUGAAGAUACUAAUACUGAAGUCCCUAAUAAGAAAGAAGGUUCCCAAACGACUGCUUUCUCAUCUAAGUUUGCAGCAGCUGCAGCUCCAGAGGCGGAGGGAGAAGGCUGGGGAGAAGAAAAUGACUUCAGCUGGGAAGAGGAUGCAAAUACCUGGUGACCCAUUCAGGGGGGCUCAGCCCAAUCCACGUAAUGAACAAGUAUCUCCCUAUGGGACCCGCUAGCAAGAGACUGUGAAGAGUGAACUGUAUGCAGUGAUAUGAGUGGGGUCACAUGCACAAUAGGUAGAACUAUGGGAAUGAAUGAGAUUAAUAUUUAUAGCUUACAGUCUGAACUGUUUUAAACUGGGGGAUGCUAUGUUUUUUUGUACAAGACUUAGAGUUUGUCAUAAGACUGAGAAGCCCCAAGAAAAAAUGCAAUUUCAGAUAAUCUAAAGAUUAUGUAAUCUAACAUAAUAACAAAAACGGACUUCUUUGACACGUUUUUUUCAGGAUUAAUAUUGUCUUUUAUUUAUUAAAAUACAUAAAGGCAUGUCGGCAUUGGCCCAUGCCUUUAAUUAAUUAACGUGUCAAAGAAGUCAGUUUUUGUGAUUAUGUAAAAGGUUCCGUUGCCAGGAAGUUGGAUGAAUGGACAUGUGAUCACCUGGAACCAAUCGGUGAGCUCCACAGUAGUGAGGAAAUACAUUUGGAAUUAGGUUAUAUAAGUUUUAUGGUGGCAGGUGGGUUUCUACACAUCCUGAAAUAAAACUCACACUUCCUAUAUCCAGCAGGGAUUAGCAGUCUCUGGCUCCAUAGCUGUUAUAAAGCUAUAGCUCCCAGCAUUCCACUCGCUUGAGGCCAUGGUGGGAGUUGUAGUUCUGGCACAGCUAGGGUGGCAAAGGCUGUAAUACAAUAUAUUUCAGUUUUAUUGAGAAUUUAGUACCUUGUGAAUUUUAGAUUUCUUUUAUUUGAAAAUUUGUUAAAUGUCUCACAUUUUACAAAC